AUGUUUGCCAAGACCGAUUUUGAUGGUGAAGUUGAGGCAAAAAAAGUAGCUUUAACUCAUCUAAAUGCUCGUCCUCCUAUUUUUGAUCAAGUUGCCAUCUUCUCAGAUUCCCAAGCUGCGAUUCUGGCCAUUGCCAACUACUCUAAAGCCCCUAGCUCUUUGUUCACUGUGAAAUGUAGAUCUUUAAUGACAGAGAUAGGUGAAAAAUAUAAAACGAUUGCCUUACAAUGGAUUCCAUCCCACUGCGGUAUCCCCGGCAACGAAAAAGUUGAUGCACUGGCCAAAAAAAGUUGCUUUGUUAAUCAAGCCCCAAAUAACUUGGUUAGCUAUAAGUCCACUUCGUUAAUGAUUAAUCAUGCAAUUAAGACAGCACAUAUAUCAUUGCUAAAAGAACGGACAGUAGAAAAAUCGUGGAGAAAUGACAUCCUUAAUUUCCUCGAUUGCCCAAGAAGCAGUGCUGUAGCUGCCUUUCGUCUUACUACCAAGCACGAUUGCUUAUACGCUCAUCUUUUCCGUCUUGAAAUAGUGGAUAAUCCCCCUCUGCCGCAGUGGUGUGACGAUGAAUGCUGA
Parasteatoda tepidariorum (common house spider) is the source of this 570-nucleotide messenger RNA. RefSeq lists its product as uncharacterized. The record is from RefSeq and is a predicted model, not a curated record. Gene Ontology annotation, molecular function: RNA-DNA hybrid ribonuclease activity; nucleic acid binding. NCBI's taxonomy places the organism in Eukaryota, Metazoa, Arthropoda, Arachnida, Araneae, Theridiidae.